Messenger RNA from Spodoptera littoralis (African cotton leafworm), 1182 nucleotides. The record is from the annotation of a GenBank genome assembly. NCBI's taxonomy places the organism in Eukaryota, Metazoa, Arthropoda, Insecta, Lepidoptera, Noctuidae.
AUGUUGAUCAAUAAUAUGAAUCCUGUUUCCCUGACACAAAGGAAUACGCUGGUUUUCUUGGACAUUUCUAUCGAUGGCGAACAAGCCGGGCGUAUUGUAAUAAAAUUGAGAAAUGAUGUAGUGCCAAAAACUGCAGAGAAUUUUCGCGCUCUUUGUACAGGCGAAAAGGGAGCCGGGGUUAAUGGCAAACCUCUUCAUUUUAAAGGCUCAAAGUUUCAUAAAGCUGUUACUCAGUUCAUGAUACAAGGAGGUGACAUUACUAACGGAGAUGGUACCGGCGGUGAAAGUAUAUAUGGGCCUACAUUUGAAGACGAAAAUUUCAAAUUAAAGCAUGACACGGGGGUGCUUAGUAUGGCAAAUAGCGGCCGGCCCAAUACCAAUGGUUCUCAGUUCUGCAUCACAACGGUGCCGUGUGCACAUUUGGAUGGCACCAACGUCGUAUUCGGUGAAGUAAUGGCUGGUCUCGGCAUUGUGAGAGAGAUCCAACGGUACGGUGACGGAGACCUUUGCCGCCCCACGGUGGACUGUGUGAUUGAAGAUUGUGGCGAGAUUAUAACUAAUGAGUGGGAUGUAAGCUGUUGCGAUGGUACCGGGGACAAGUUGCCCGAGUACCCCGAAGAUUACAGGGAUGAAAACGUUACUGUAGAGCAAUUAAUGGUGUCUAUAAGAGAUGUGAAGAGUGCCGGUAACAGUUAUUUCGGCGAAGCACGUUAUAAGGCAGCUGUUAGGAAAUACCGCAAGUGCCUAAGGUAUUUGGAACACGCGUUUUAUAGGAUAGAUGAAGUCAAAGAUGUGGAUACAAAAGAACAAAUACUAGAAAUACGAACAAUGUACGUGUCGCAGUGCUACCUCAACAUGGCGGCUUGUUACAUGAAGUUAGAGGAUUAUAGGUCAACUGUCCAGUACAGUACUUCGGUACUUGAAAUAGACCCGAGAAAUGAAAAAGCGUUAUACAGACGCGGUCAAGCGAAUUACGCUCUUAAAAACUACGACGACGCUCUCAUGGACCUCAGAUUAGCAGAUAAAGUGUCCCCAAAUAACAAGGCUGUGCAAAAACUAUUAGAUGAAGUAAGAUUGACAAAUAAAAGUUAUAAUGAUGUACAAAAACAACGGCUUUCAAAAUUUUUUCGUGAGCAAAAAGAGGCGUUUAUCGAGAUCACAUGUGAGAUCGCCGAUCACUGA